UAUUUCUAUUUAACAUCCAUAGACGCAAUGGGAUUGAAGCUUUUUAUCAUAAUCUUGUUUUUCACUAGUGCGAAUUCUCGAACGCAUUUGAAUAGUCUCAAGAUUGCUGAAGAAGGUUACUUGGAUUGGAUAAGACGAAUGAGUUUUCGUAACCACUCCCAUUUCGAAGAAGCAAAGAACAAAUUUGUUCCUUGCAAAAUCAUUAAGGUCCAUAAAAAUCCGAAAUACGGAGAUUUUACUUCAAUGCAGAAGGCUAUAAAUUCAAUCCCAGUCGUAAAUCUGUGUCGGGUGGUUAUUUCUGUUAGUGCAGGUACUUACAAGGAAAAGAUAGAAAUUCCUGCAACAAUGGCUUAUGUGACGUUCGAAGGAGCUGGUUCAGACAAAACGAUCAUUCAAUGGGAUGACACUGCCGAUCGUAAAGGGCCAAAAGGACAGCCAAUGGGCACUUACGGUUCUGCCACAUUCGCUAUCAAUGCUCCAUACUUUGUCGCAAAAAACAUCGCCUUCAAGAAUAAAGCCCCGCCACCGCCAGCAGGAGUGACCGGGAAGCAGGCAGUGGCAGUUCGGAUAUCAGCCGACAUGGCGGCUUUCAUAAAUUGUAAGUUUGUGGGAACACAAGACACCCUUUAUGACCACAAAGGCAGACACUACUUCAAAAACUGCUACAUUCAAGGUUCUGUAGAUUUCAUAUUUGGGGAUGGACUCUCACUCUAUGAAGGAUGUCGUUUGCAUGCCAAAACAAACAAAUAUGGGGCCUUGACAGCCCAAAAGAGGGAGAGUAUGCUUGAGGAAACUGGCUUCUCUUUUGUGAAUUGCAAAGUCACAGGGUCUGGUGCCCUCUACUUGGGCAGGGCUUGGGGCACUUUUUCAAGAGUAGUCUUUGCUUAUACAUUCAUGGAUAAAAUCAUUACACCAAAAGGCUGGUAUAAUUGGGGAGAUAAGAAGAGAGAAAUGACUGUAUUCUAUGGACAAUUCAAGUGUUCAGGACCAGGGGCUGAUCAUACAGGCAGGGUGUCAUGGGCAAGAGAGCUCACUCAACAAGAGGCUCAGCCAUUUAUUUCACUUAGCUUCAUUGAUGGACAUAAAUGGCUAAAAAAUAUAUGAUAACUUUCAUCAUAGAGCUACACAAAUCCAAAAAUGAAAAGCGGGUUAUUAAGAAAA
Messenger RNA from Olea europaea var. sylvestris, 1161 nucleotides. RefSeq names its product probable pectinesterase 53. Gene Ontology annotation, molecular function: pectinesterase activity. Gene Ontology annotation, biological process: cell wall modification. The transcript is spliced from 4 exons. The coding region runs from base 28 to 1104 and encodes 358 amino acids. The record is from RefSeq and is a predicted model, not a curated record. Lineage: Eukaryota; Viridiplantae; Streptophyta; Magnoliopsida; Lamiales; Oleaceae.